CACCAACAUCUGACAUCAUAUCUGAUUGUCAGCCACCGUGACUGCAGUGCACCUGCACAGUGACAAAAGGUGUUGCUGUUAGUGUUGAGAAAGAUCGUCAGAUGUAUAUAUAACAACGCGUUGGAAAAAUUUAUUUAUUGUUAAGGCAGUGCAAUAGAGACACAAGUGAUUAACAAGAAAAAAAAGACUGACAAUCGAUUAGAUUAACAUAAAUUACAUAGAGAUGUUUCGUGAUGGCCAAUACUUGGAAGUAAUUAAGGCUUCGGAUAAUUGUUUAGCUACGGCCGUCGUGACCGUUCAAGAGAAGACGAUAAGGAUUAAAGAGAAAACGGUCUCAACUAACAAAUGGCUCGGUCUCGAGGACUGGGCAGCGUUGUACAAGAUUUUGGAAAAGGCAAUUUUGCGGAACAAGGGAUCGCCAUGGGACCAUAAAAAGCACAAAUGGAAAAAAUCCACUCGUCAGUUAGAUAUCACAUAUACGUUCGAGCAACCAGAGAGUACAAGGAAUGUUCCAGCUUUACCUACAAUCAGAGUGAAUGUAUCACCUGCGAAAAGAAAAGUGGACAAAGCAAACGAGAAAGAUUCCACUCGACAAAGGGACAAUAAGGAUGAGCCUGUAUCAAAGAAAUCGGAGAACGAUAAUUUAUCGAGGAAGGCACAGAAGAAUGCGAAAAACGAUAGGAUUAAGAGAUAUUUACCGAUUGAUAGCAUAGAAAAUGGCACGUUGGAAGAAUAUGUACCAGACGGUCCUGUUACGAAAAAGUUAUGCGCGAACUUGAACUAUAUACCGAGCAGAAAGAGUACGUUGGAACAGAUCCAAGUAUCUUUGAAUGAAUACACUCCUAGCGUAUCAGAUAAUAAAAGCGUGGCGGAAGUGGCCCGAUAUGUUCCGAAUUCUGUGGAUUCGUCUAAAGUGUCUUACGAAGUCUACGAGCCUAGCGGCACGCCAGCUGUAAGCCACCUCGAUGAGUACGUACCUAAUUCGAAAGGGGUCAAAGCUUCCGUCGAGGAAUAUCAUCCCGAUUUCACUAGUAAAUCGAUGAAGUUCGAUGACAGUUACGUACCAUCGAGCGUGCAAUUGACAAAUGAAAAUUCAAAAAGACAGAAAACAGUACAUUCGGAAAGGCCCAGGUUGAGCCAAAGGCAUUAACUCAAUUUACGACUCUAUUCGACAAAACUACUUUUUACAGAGUGGAUAUACAAUAAAAUAUAUUAUAUUAUUUCUGAAAAAUGGAAAAUACAAUUAUCUUCUCUUGAAAGACAAUGGACAAGAUAAUUUCUUAUACGGACGUGCGUGUACAAUAAAUAUUAUUUUAAUAAAAUGAUAUCAUAUUUUCAGUAAAAA
Ceratina calcarata is the source of this 1345-nucleotide messenger RNA. RefSeq lists its product as uncharacterized. The record is from RefSeq and is a predicted model, not a curated record. Lineage: Eukaryota; Metazoa; Arthropoda; Insecta; Hymenoptera; Apidae. The transcript has 3 exons. Bases 224 to 1150 code for a protein of 308 amino acids.